UUAGAGUACAUGAACGCAACACUCGCGACACUCGAACAUCCGGGACACUGAGCGGUUUCACAUGUCUGUUGGUUCAGCUGUCAACCAGACUGCUGCAUGUGAAGGAAGCUUCCAUUGAUAAUUUAAAAGACAGCGGUUUCUAUCAGAAUAAAUGGCGCUGAUAGGGAUUCAGCUGGUGGUCAGCUUGCUGGCUGCUAGCAUCAUGCAGAAGAUGGCUCCACAUUUCUCAUUUGCACGCUGGCUCCUCUGCAAUGGCAGUUUGUUCCGGUUCAAACACCCAUCAGAAGGGGAGCUGUGUGCACUGGCAGGGAAGCAGAUGCCCAAACCAAACAGGAGAGACAGGAGACAGAACGGGGAGAACAAACCUCUUACUGUUCCUAAAGAUAUCGAUCUCCAACUGCAAACAGCUCCUGUCAAUGUCAUUGAUGCUCUUGUGCUGCGUUUCUUCCUGGAGUACCAGUGGCUGGUUGACUUUGCGGUCUAUGCAUCUGGUGUCUUCCUUUUCACUGAGUGUUACUACGCUGCGGUAGACGCCUCCAAAGAAGUCAACAUUGGGGCCAUUUGGUGUGUUUUGACCGUGCUCUUUAGUCUAAAGACCCUUCACACCCUGAUGAGCCACUAUUUCCGCUCCGAAGAAGGCGGUGAGCGGUCGGUGUGCCUCGCCUUUGGCUUUUUGUCUCUGCUCGUUGCCAUGCUGGUGCUGGUGGUGAGAGAAGACUACCUAGAGUUUGGCCUGGAGCCUGGCUUUUCCAGCCUUUUUGAUAAUUUGGAGAUCUUCGCAAGACAACAGGGUUACGCCGACUGGUCAAUCCCAGUCACUAAGCUGACGGUUAAGCUCGGUCUUGCUGCAGUCUGCGCAUACAUCGGCGCUCUAUUGGUCUUCCCUGGACUGCGACUGGCUCAGACUCAUUUGGACGCCGUAGAGAUGAACUCAGAUCGACCACUGGUUCAGAUUUUGCUGCACAUGAGUUUCCUGUCUCCAGUCUUUAUGGUGCUUCUUUGGGUGAAACCUAUUGCAAGAGACUUCCUGGCCAAUGCACCAAUGGGGAAGACCUCUAUCACAAUAGUUCCCAGUGCAGUGUUCGACAGCAUGCGGCUGUGGAUCAUUGUGGUGCUCUGCUUACUGCGUUUAGCACUGACCCGUUACCACCUGCAGGCCUACCUUAACCUGGCUCCGAAGUGGGUGGAGCAGAUGAAGAAGGAAGCUGGACGAAUCGCCGCCAUCGACAUUCAGAGGAAGGUCACACGUAUAUUUUGCUAUUUGACGGUAGUCACUCUCCAGUAUCUGGUACCGAUUAUGCUCAUCCUCUUCUCCACACUGUCACUCAAGGCACUGGGUGACUUCUCUUGGGGACUGGGUGCAGUAGAAACCCCAGGGGUCACUCCGGCUCUGGUGCUGCCCACUCCUGCACCUGUGCUGCCUGGCAUAGUUGAUGAAGACGAGGACGGGGUUGAGGACAUGGAGGAAGACAUCCAGGCCACAGUAGCUCACCUGACGGCCACAUUAGCAGCCCUACGUGCCGUAUUCACUCCUCUGUUCUUCAAAGGCUUCUUCACUUUCCUCACCUGGUGGGUGGCUGCCUGUCAGGUCAUCAGCUCCCUGUUAGGCAUGUAUUUCCAUCAGUAUCUUAUGCAGAACUAACUGAGGGGAGCAGAGAACCGUGCUGCUCACACACGCGUACCUGCAGUACAGCUGGAGCUCCUGGUUCCAGAGGGUUCACGCUGCAGGGAAUUGCAGGACAAUUCCAGACAGAUUGUAUCACGUUUCUGGUUGUAGCAAAAUCAACCACGGUUAUUUGGACAGAGUGAAGGUGGACACUGUUGGUUUGGACACUGGCUCCCUUCAUCACCUCGUCUUUUUUAUGAGCAGGAUACAGGUAUCAAACAAAGACUGACUGAUCAAGUUUAUAAUAUCCUGUUGCAGUAUGACCUUUGGUUCCCAGCUCUUGUAAUAUCAGGAUUGUAGAGGACUUGAUUUAAAACUGUAAAAUGCCUUAAAGCUGACCGGUCAACUUAGCUCAUCUGUAGUUGCACUGCACAGAAUUAGGGUUACUUGGAUUUUGCAUGCUACAUGCUAUUGAGUAUUGAAUUGAGCCAUGCCUAAUUUAUACACAUUAAAAAAUGCCACAAAACCGUCCACGAUGGCUGAGAAAUAUUUGAUGUUGAGAAUGAGCAUCAGUUUUUAACGUUCACUUUGAAGGGUUUUUUGGUUUGUUUAAGGUGGAAACAUCUCCUUCCUCCUGACGUACAGUACUCAGUACGUUUAACUCAGGUGAUGAUCAUAUUCACUGCAGUUCAGCCAUAACGAUGACUCCCAUUAAAGACUGUCUGUUUAAUGAGUACCAACUCAUCCUCAUUGUAACAACACAACCGUGCCAACUUCGCAGUGCUGCGUAACUCUACCGUCUGGAGUAUUAGUAAUCCUCACUGUGUUUUGUUGAGGGUCUUUUGUAAAUUCCUCUGUUGGAACUGAUUGACAUCUGAACAUUAUUUCUCUUUAUUUUUUCAAGUGAUUAAUAUUAACAUAUGUCGUGAAAAACAGUUUUCAGUAGAUUUCAAACACACUAAGACACAUGUCCAGACUGUGUGAAGCUAUAUAUUUGUAAACACUUAACUAGUUUCCUAUAGUGCCUCUGUCCUCCCUGUUAAAGAUGAGAGAGUUUCACACUUGUCUCUCACCACAUUUCUAAUCUGCUGAAGAAACAUGUAGAUUGUUGCCAUCAUCGUCUACUUCUACCCAUCUGUCCAUUUUACUUGAAAUAACUUUCAACUCUGUGCGUUUUCCCCGUUAUUUAUAUGCACUGCUGAAUUUUGAGGCAUGUUUUUAGUUUUACUGUUACUUUUUGUAAAUCUUUGACUCCGGCGUCACGGCCCUGUGAGGUUCAUUAUAAUGUGAUUUUUGUUUUAGUUUUUUUUUGAAUGCAUGGUGUGAAGACUUGCAGUGAACCAACUCGGUUUUUAUCUGGUUUAAUAAAAACAAAAAACACAAACAUGAUUAUUUUUCUAUGACUGCGCCUUGGAACCCAGCAGAUCUCUGUGUGAGUGUUGGUGACCAUGUGUUUACACGACCCAGACGUGCUCUAUAGACUGAGUCUGGCCUUUUCCCCUGGGAGCAGACCAGACAUGACCCCAGAGAGAGGCUCUUCUCGUUUAGGGAGGAGGGAUGACAAAGGACCGCAGUCUGACUUUGGUGUGGGUAAAAAGAAAAAAAAAUAGUAUAGGAGGGAAAAAAACAGCAAGAUUGUUGGUGUGCUAGCCUGCUAUGCUAACAAGGGAAUGUGUGUGUCUACAAAGAGGUGAAUAUGAUGAAACAAAUCCACACCAAAGAUACCUUUUCUGGAUGGAGGUUAUACAUCAAAGAAGAAAAGAGUAUAUAGCAGUGAUCAACUGGUGGACUGGGGGCCGAAUCUGGCCCACGACUUUAUACCAAAAUUGUGAGAAUGUGGUCCCCACUAAUAAAACAACUGAAAACAACAACUAAGGCUUGAAUAACUAUCAACGAUCACCUUCAUUUAUAACUAUUCACAUCCUAAAAUGAGGCAAGUUCGGAGGCAAGGUCACAAAAAUGUGAUUUUUAUUUCAUUUUUUUGAGUGUCCGGCCCCCAGGGUGUCUGUCCAGACAAAUUCUGGCCCUCCGACAAAUAUAACUGGCGACCCCCGUGUUACAGUAGGAUCUCUUUUGAGAAGAAACAUGAAAAAAAACGAAACAUCUCAUCGGAGUAAACAUACAAAUCAUCUCUAUUUAAAAACAAUCACGCGAAGCACAAAAUAAAACAGGUCCCUGUACUGCUAAAGAAGCGUUCACUAAGCAACAUAUCCCAAAUCGGAUGGUUUAUUUUCAUGCUCAUAUUUAUCUUAAUGACAGUGUUUAAAUAAAGACAACACUGGCCAAAUGUUUUCCAUGACGAUCCUCAGAUAAAACUAAUAAAA
Molecule: messenger RNA, 3930 nt
Organism: Cynoglossus semilaevis (tongue sole)
Lineage: Eukaryota; Metazoa; Chordata; Actinopteri; Pleuronectiformes; Cynoglossidae
Gene: tmem161a
Product: transmembrane protein 161A
Exons: 11
Coding region: 152-1642 (496 amino acids)
Source: RefSeq, a predicted model, not a curated record